GUGAAGGAGGGCGAAGGGACCGUGCGGUCGGUGGUUCCCAGCGCUUCGCCAUGGCUCUGAUGGCUCUGCCUCUGAGGUCCCUGAGUCGAGGCUUUGCGAGUGCAGCCCAGGGAGGCCACGGAGGGGCAGGAGCCGGCACCUGGCGCCUCCUGACCUUCGUGCUGGCGCUGCCCGGCGUGGUGCUCUGCUCGCUCAACUGCUGGCUGCACGCGGGCCACGGCGAGCGCCCCGAGUUCGUGCCCUACCACCACCUGCGCAUCCGCACCAAGCCCUUCUCCUGGGGGGACGGCAACCACACUCUUUUCCACAACCCCCACGUCAACCCUCUGCCCACCGGCUACGAACGGCCCUGA
This is a messenger RNA of Molossus molossus (Pallas's mastiff bat), 353 nucleotides long. RefSeq names its product cytochrome c oxidase subunit 6A2, mitochondrial. The transcript has 3 exons. Gene Ontology annotation, biological process: mitochondrial electron transport, cytochrome c to oxygen. The coding region runs from base 51 to 353 and encodes 100 amino acids. Gene Ontology annotation, molecular function: enzyme regulator activity. NCBI's taxonomy places the organism in Eukaryota, Metazoa, Chordata, Mammalia, Chiroptera, Molossidae. The record is from RefSeq and is a predicted model, not a curated record. Gene Ontology annotation, cellular component: mitochondrial inner membrane.